AUGAAACAGUCUGACAUUAAUAUUCUUGAUCUACCCAAUGAAAUAUUGCUUAUCAUAUUAAAUAAACUUGAUAAUAUUGAUGUUCUUUAUUCCUUAUUUGGAAUAAAUAAUAAACGACUUGAUAUUUUAUUAGAAGAUGAUGUAUUUACUAACACUCUUAAUCUUGUAACGACAUCAUCAAUCACUGAUUUAAAACUUGAUCGAUUUUGUAUUUAUAUAUUACCUCGAAUUGAUCAUUGUAUAAAAAAGUUCAUUAUCGAAGGAACAUCUAUAGAACGUAUUCUUCUUGCUGGUGAUUAUAAAAAUUUGACUUGUUUAGAAUUGUUCAAUUUUGAACAAGAUAAACUUUUUCGUUAUUUUACUGAUAACUCAGUCUUUCGACAUAUUUUUCAACAUCGUAUAACAGAUCUUAUUCUUCAUAAUAAUGAUCAAUAUAUUAGUAAAAUGCGGUUGGAUAUUUAUACUAGAAAUGUCUAUGGACAUAUAUUGGCUAUUUUCAAAAAUCUAAAACAUUUUACAAUUAUUUCAUCAUCUUUUCACGAAUAUCCACAUUUGUCAAUUUCUUAUCUACCAGCAACUGUUUAUUUCUCUUCAACUCUUACUGUAUUAUGUAUAAAUGUGUUUCACUUUGAAGAUUGUCUAUAUUUACUUGAUGGCCGACUCAAACAACUAAGCACAUUAAUCGUUGAAAUUCGUUAUAUCUUCAAUCUUAAAUUGAUCCAUCAUAAUAAGUGUGAUCUACAUAAUUUGAAGUGUUUCUCAUUAACAAGUUAUUAUGUUACUUUGGAUUAUGAUGAAUCUGUUGUACCACUUCUUCGUCGCAUGACGCACCUCGAAAAGUUAACUUUGUAUGUUCGUACUCGUAGUCGAAGUGCAUUUGUCGAUGGUACACAUCUUCAAAAUGAAAUUCUUCUACAUAUGCCUCAACUUCAUUCAUUCAUAUUUUAUAUCAGUUCAGAAAAUCUAACUUUUGAUUUAGUUCAUCGUAAAUCUUAUGAUGAUAUUCAGCAAACAUUUACAAAUAUAAAAUAUGGACAAACGUCUUGUAUCAUAGAUAAUUUCAACGGUGGUUUUAAGGCUAUAUGUCAUAUUUACUCACUUCCAUUCAUAUUUACUCGUCUGGAAAAGAUUACAACUCAUUUUCCAACUAUUGUAUUUGACACUGUAACUCACUUAUCUGCCUACGAUGUUAUUUCAAUGAAACAUGAAUUUUUUAUGCGAAUAAGUCGAGCUUUUCCCAUGCUUAAACAUUUCUCUUUGGAGAAUGAAAGAAGUCAGACAUGGGAAGGUGGUAAAUGGAAACUUGAUCAGAAUUCAUCUUACUCAAUUAUUAAAUAUCCUAAUAUAAUAUCACUUGAUAUAAUGCAUGUCGAUAUAGAUUAUGUUGUGCAAUUUCUACUUGAAACAAAAACAUAUCUACCUAAUCUAACUGAAUUAAAAGUCAAUUAUUAUCAAUUGAAAAGUGCAACAAUGAACUUUACAAGAGAUGCGACACGAUCCAAUUGUUCUAAAGUGAAACGAUUAAUUGUCGAAGUGCCGAGAGUAUUUUCAAAAGAUGUUUACCAAUAUUUUCCUUCAUUGUAA
Molecule: messenger RNA, 1584 nt
Organism: Rotaria sp. Silwood2
Lineage: Eukaryota; Metazoa; Rotifera; Eurotatoria; Philodinida; Philodinidae
Source: the annotation of a GenBank genome assembly